Plasmodium cynomolgi strain B is the source of this 2352-nucleotide messenger RNA. RefSeq names its product mitotic control protein dis3 homologue. Gene Ontology annotation, cellular component: cytoplasmic exosome (RNase complex); nuclear exosome (RNase complex). Gene Ontology annotation, biological process: rRNA catabolic process. Lineage: Eukaryota; Apicomplexa; Aconoidasida; Haemosporida; Plasmodiidae. The record is from RefSeq and is a predicted model, not a curated record. The annotation marks the transcript as partial. The transcript has a single exon. Gene Ontology annotation, molecular function: RNA binding; 3'-5'-RNA exonuclease activity; endonuclease activity.
CGCUUCAAGUUCCUAAACCGCAAAAACGACCAGCGCGUCCAAAAGUGCUUCUACAAGUGCAGCGCGAAUCACCGAAUCACGAAAAUCGUGAGGGAGGUGUAUCUGCGAAACGACAUAAGCUGUGGAGUAGAGAGAUGCAACAUAUGCGAAAAUAAAAACAAAAAAAAGUACCUAGAUUCAGAGAAAAGUAUUCUCAUCUUAGACAUAAACACCAUAGUAAAAUAUAUAGACUUCUUGUACGAGUGCAGUCUGGAUAACAUAUUAAUCCCCCUGACGAUAUAUGAACAUGUGAGGACCUUUAAUAAAAUUUUGCAUAAAAAGCUACACGAGCUGUGUUACGAGACGGAUGAUAGUAAUCCCAGCAGUAGCAAGCGCUACAGUGUCUUUGCGAACAAGUACUGUAAGUUUACCUACGUGGAUGACAAUGCAGAUCUGAAAACGAAGCAAGUACAAGAAAUCAUAAAAAUAGUCAUAUGGAUUAAGCAACAUAAUUCCAACCUCAAAUUAAUCGUCAUAAGUAAUAAUAAUUUUUUAAAGGAUGACUGCUUGAAAAAUGACAUUUCUUGUUUUAGUCUGUACGAAUAUGUGAAGGGGUUAAGAAGGGAGAGUAAAAAGAAUGAUGCACUUGGCGCUAUAAACUUGGAUACAUUAAAAAUGUACUUUGAAGAAGACAUGAUAAUUGAUGAGCAGCAUACCAAGGAGGGAGUUGUGGAAAAUUGUCAAGCAGAUUCGAAUGAGGAUACGUACCCCAUGGUAGAGAACAAACGAAUAUUCGAACCCCAUUUGGAGAGAAAGGAAAUGAUUCAAAGGCUUAGGGAUAAUCUCAUUGUGAAGGGUAUUUUUCAAGUUAUCUGUGUUAAUAAAAUGGCUCUAGUAAAAAUUACAGACACGGAUGAAGUUCUUAUAAGGGGGUCUAAACGUAUGAACAGAGCACUACACAAUGAUGUGGUAGCGGUGCAGAUUUUGGAGGAUGGCGAGGGGGAGCUCUCCGGGCAGGAGGAGGAAGACUACUUUGAGGAGGUGAUCAGUCCGGAGGAGGAGCUACAGGAGGGGGAGCUACAGGAGGGGGAACAGCAUGAGGGGGAGCGGCAUGAGGGGGUACAUCAUCAGGGGGCGCCAAAGAGAAGAAGCGAAGCGGAGACCCCCCCCAAGAACAACGCCAGAAAGAGCAAAGUGUACGGAAAGGUAGUCGGAAUCAUCAGCAGAGGAAGAAAAGAAUACGGAGGAGUGAUAAAGGCAUAUGAAAAGGAACAAAAUGCACACAAAAAAAAAAUCUUAUUUUUUAAAGCCUUUAAUAAUAAGGUACCAUAUAUCAUAAUAAAGAGCAGCAUGGGAGAAGAGCUAAAGAAUAAAAGAGUAAUUGUUGUUAUUGACAAAUGGGAUUAUAAUUCCAAGUACCCGUUGGGGAGGUGCUUAUCUGUGUUAGGUAUAUGCGAUGAUAUCGAGACGGAAACUAAAUUGAUUUAUAACGAGUACAAUGUAUCGACGAAGGAGUUUAGCGAAAGCGCCUACAAGUGUCUACCUCCAAAUGAUUGGAUAAUUCCAGAGGAGGAAUAUGCAAAGAGGAAAGAUUUCAGAGAUGUACUAACGUUUAGUAUUGACCCACCAGGAUGUGAAGACAUUGACGAUGCACUAUCCGUGCAAGUGCUGGAGGAACAUAAGGUUAUAGAGAUAGGAGUACACAUAGCAGAUGUGUCUUACUUCGUAAAGCAGAAUAGUGCACUAGAUUUGGAAGCCUCCAAACGGUGUACAACAGUUUAUUUAAUAAACCAGCGUGUUGAAAUGCUUCCAAAAUUGCUGACCACAGAUUUGUGUUCCUUAGUAGAAGGUCAAGAUAGACUGACCUACAGCUGCAUUUUCACAUUUGAUAUGGAUUACGAAAUUAGGGAUAUCAACGUGAGUAAGUGUAUCAUCAGAAGUAAUAAAUCCUUUUCAUAUGAGCAGGCACAGAAUGUAAUUGACGACAGGAAGGAUUCUUCCCCCACGGCGGAGGCGCUACGAUUACUGAACAGCAUAGCGAAGCACUUAAAGAAGAAGUGGCUAAAUGAAGGAGCACUGGAGCUGAGAGGCAAUUCAGAAGUACUAUUCGAAUUUGAAUCCAAUGAUUUUUCAAAAACGAAAAAUUUAAAGCCAUAUGUAUCAUACGAAACGAAUAAGCUGAUUGAAGCAUUUAUGCUUUUAGCUAACCGAUCCGUAGCAAGAAUAAUCUACCAAGGUUUUAAGGCAGCCAGUGUUUUGAGAAGGCAUCCUCCACCAAAAAAUGAAAAUCUGAAAGAAUUAAAUGAUUAUCUAGAAUCGAUAAAUAUUCACGAUUUUAAGUCCGGAACGUCUAAAGAACUUUCCCACUCAUAA